Molecule: messenger RNA, 1011 nt
Organism: Salarias fasciatus (jewelled blenny)
Lineage: Eukaryota; Metazoa; Chordata; Actinopteri; Blenniiformes; Blenniidae
Product: gastrula zinc finger protein XlCGF17.1-like
Exons: 2
Coding region: 1-1011 (336 amino acids)
Source: RefSeq, a predicted model, not a curated record
AUGGAAGUUUGUACCAGCCAGAAGGGAGAGCGAGUUAUUGUGAAGUUUGAAAGUGAUUCCUUCAAGGUUCCCUCUGUUGAGGAGCAAAGUGACCGAAGCUUUUCCAAGCAGAGUUAUUUAAAGAUUCAUAUGAAAACUCACACUGGUGAGAAGCCAUAUUCUUGUGAAAUAUGUGGGAAAAGUUUUGUUGAAAAUAGUAAUUUGACACGUCACAUGAAAACUCACACUGGUGAGAAGCCAUAUUCUUGUGAAUCAUGUGGCAAAGGUUUCAGUACACGGAGUUAUUUGAAGAGUCACAUGAGAAUUCACACUGGUGAGAAGCCAUAUUCUUGUGAAAUAUGUGGGAAAAGUUUUGUUGAAAAUAGUAAUUUGACACGUCACAUGAGAACUCACACUGGUGAGAAGCCAUAUUCUUGUGAAACAUGUGCCAAAAGCUUUGACUAUCAGUGUUAUUUGAAGAUUCACAUGAGAACUCACACUGGUGAGAAGCCAUAUUCUUGUGAAUCAUGUGGGAAAAGUUUUGUUAAAAAUGGUCAUUUGACACGUCACAUGAGAACUCACACUGGUGAGAAGCCAUAUUCUUGUCAAACAUGUGCCAAAAGCUUUGGCUAUCAGUGCUAUUUGAAAAUUCACAUGAGAACUCACACUGGUGAGAAGCCAUAUUCCUGUGUAUCAUGUGGCAAAGGUUUCCAUAGACAGAGUAAUUUGAAGAUUCACAUGAGAACUCACACUGGUGAGAAGUUAUAUUCUUGUGAAACAUGUGGGAAAAAUUUAGUUGCACUGAGUUCUUUGAAGAGUCACAUGAGAACUCACACUGCUGAGAAGCCGUAUUCUUGUGAAUCAUGUGGCAAAGGUUUCCAUAGACAGAGUAAUUUGAAGAUUCACAUGAGAACUCACACUGGUGAGAAGCCGUAUUCUUGUGAAUCAUGUGGCAAAGGUUUCCGUAAACUGAGUUAUUUGAAGAUUCACAUGAGAACUCACACUGGCGAGAAACAUGUGGGAAAAGUUUAG